AUUCAGUCCAUUCCCCAAGUUCAACUACGCCUCUACUUUCUGCAUACCCGAACUAAGACGCACAAAUGGCGGAAACAAACAUGAGACAAAAGCCACACCUCAACAAACCAUUGAUGGAUCAACUCAAUCGAAUCCCUUGGCGCUGCCUUAUCAUUCCCGGCUCGCUCCUAUCCUUUCUCGGCAUCUACACCUGCUUUCAAAUGAUCGACUACACCCAGAUGCCUCAAAAGAGCCAAGGCCAGAUCACUGCUUUUGCCCAUGUGGCGAUAUUCUUCAUUGGCGUUAUGAUAACCUUUGUGGGGUUUGUUCUUUGCGCAACGUGGUAUUAUAUGUGGGACAAACGAUUCAUGCCUUUAGCGGAGGCAGAGCAACAGAGAAGAGAUAUGGCAGCAGCACGGGACCGAGAGCAUCAACUUCAAGAACAACGUCCAGAACAACAUCAAAACAUCGUUUGAGAGACACGUCGUUUUCCCGAUUAGGGUCUGGAGGUGUGGUAAUCCGGAGAAGAACAAUUGCAAAUGCCAGUAAUCUAUCUAGUCCGCGUUGUGACAUUCGGCC
Molecule: messenger RNA, 558 nt
Organism: Pyrenophora tritici-repentis Pt-1C-BFP
Lineage: Eukaryota; Fungi; Ascomycota; Dothideomycetes; Pleosporales; Pleosporaceae
Source: RefSeq, a predicted model, not a curated record